AUGAAUCAGAAUCGUGAAACAACCCGAAAUUAAUCAUAUCGACAAAAAAAGUAAUAUUAUGAGAGUAUUAUAACAUAGAAAUGAUACACGUUCUCAUGCACCUACCUUUGAAAAUUUACAGGCCAGAAUAAGAGAUUUAUCUUAUAAUAGACUAUAUAAUGCAGUAUCAAAUUAAAAAAGAAGUGAAUCUACACAUUGCCAAAUAUAACAUUAAGACUUGUAGUAGAUGUAUCAUACUCUUUUAUUAAAGUAUUAAACAUAUACUAGACAAUGGAGUGAAAAGUUUUAGUAGUGGAUUCAAAUUAAAUGAAUUCCCUUAUUCUCCUACUUUACAAUCACCAAAUCAAUUAAUCUAAUCCACUAAAUAAUUUGAAUUUAGCAAUGAAAAGCAGUCACAUAAAAAGCAUGCAGACCCAUUCAAAUUUGAGACAUUUGGAUUACAUUCAGAUAAACCUAAGAAAAGGGAUGAUCACAUUAAUUAAGAUGAUUUAUAUCCAAUUGAAUUUGCUAAAUUAAAAAAAUAAUUGGAACCAAUUUCAAAUAUUAGUAGAAAUUAAUUACCAGAUUUAGUCAGAAUAGCUCAAUAAACAUCAAAUGAUCACAACAAAACUAAUAUAAUUAACUAAUAAAUAGUUUAAAAAGAUGAUUUAAGAAAUUAAAAUUUAAUGGAUUAGAAAGAUUCAUAAUAUAAAGAGUUUGAUACAAAGUAUUUGGAAUUACAACAAAAAUUAAAAAAAUCAAAUGAUUAAUGUAAUGAAUUGAAAAUAGAAAAUAAAAAUCUUAAUAAUUAAUUAAAAGAUCUAUAAAACAGAUUAUAGAAUUUUAAAGAAUAACAAAAAGAAUAGGAUCAACAAUUUUGUUAUAUAUAAAAAUAAAUUGAAGAAUAUAAUGAUAUCAAUAUUUAAUUGAGAAAUUAAAAUGAUUAAUUAUUAUAAGAAAUACAAUAAUAAAAACAUUUUAUUACUACUCAAAAACAAAAUACUUAAUUAAAUGAGUUAAAUCUUUAAAAUAAAAUUAAAAAUCUAGAAAUUGAAAAAUAAAAAUUCAAAGAUGACUAUUAAAAAGUCCAAAUUUUAAUAACUAAAGAAAGAGAAGAAUUAUCAAUAAAGGACGAUAAACUUUAUGAAUUAUAAAAAUAAAUAGAUUCCUUAAAAGAUUAAAUAUAAAAACAAUUAAUAUAAUCAAAUUAAUAUUAAUCAAAAAUCAAAAAUUUAACAAAUUAAAUCAAUUAGUUAACUUAAGAAAAGCAAGAUUAAUUUGAUAAUUUCUUAUAAAUUAAAUAAACUCUAUUGAAUUAAAUUGAUUAAUAAUUUUAAGAUCAUCAAUCAUAAUUAGCGUAAUUAGAUGUUCUUAAAUAAUAAGAUUUAUUAAAGUAAGAAAAUCAAUAAUUAAAAAACAUAAAUAAAAUGAUUUAAGAUGAUUCUAAUAAAUUAAAAGAGGUCAUGUAAAUAUAAAAAGAAAAUUUAACUUCCUAAAUAGUUCAAUUAUUAUAAUAAUCUGAAGAAAAUCAAAAUAGAAUUUUGGAAUUAGAAAGCUCUAUUUAAAAGUAAUCAUUAUCUGAAUAAGAAUAAAAAUAAUUAAAUUUAGAAAAUUAAUAGAAUUAGUAUCAAUAUAUAAUAGAUUAAUUAAAUCAAUAAAAAUCUUUGAUCUAAAUUCAAUUAGAAAAUAAAAAUUAAUUAAAUGCUUAAUUGCAAAAAGAUUUAUAACAAAAUUAAAUACAAUAUAAAAUUGUUGAAGAAUAAAACUAAAUUCUAACCAUAAAAUUAUAGUAAUUGAAAACAGAAAAUGAUUCUCUUGAAAAAUAAGUAAUUUUAUAAGAUUCUUAAAUAAAUUAAUAAAAAUAAGAGUUUGAAUAAAUUCAAGAUGAUUUAUAUAUUUAAAUUGAUUAAGAAAAAUAGAUAUAUAAUAAUUAAAUUAAUCAAUAUGAAAAUUAAAUAUCUGAUUUAUAGAAUGAAAUUGAAAAAUUAUUUUAAUAACUAAAUAAUUAAAAAGAAUUAAUAGAUAAUUUAAAUGAUUAAAUCAAAUAAAAGAAUAAUAUCAUUCAAUCAUUAACUGAAGAUAUAAAUAAUAAUUAAUAAAAUAUUAAUGAAUUGAAUGAUUAAUUAAAUGAUUAUUAUAAUUAAAAUGAAUAAUUAAAUGCAAAAAUAGAAAUGGAAAUUUAAGAUAAAUAAAAAAUAAUAGAAGAAUUAAAUGAUAAAGAAGAUGAUUAUAAUUAAAUUAAUGAAUAGAUGAAUUAAUUGUAAAUUUAAAAUUUAUAAUUGAAUGAGUAAUUAUAACAAGCAUAAGAUAGUCUAUAAUAGGAAAAUCGUACUUAAUAAGUAAUUUAAAAUUAAAUAAAUUAAAAUGAGGAUCUUAUUAAAGAAUUGAAAUAACUAUUAAAUGUUACAAAUGAAUAACUUGGUUAAUUAUAAAUUCAACUUUAAAAUACAGAUGAAGCUUUAAUGGAAAAAAAUGAAUAAUUUGAUUUUGCAAAGUCUGAAUUAGAUAAAUAAAAGAAAGAAAACUUAUAGUUUUAAUAAGAAUUAUAAAGAGCAAAUGAUUAAAUCAAUGAACUUAAUUAUAAUAUCAAUGUUUUGAAUAAUGAAAAUUUAACAAUUAAAGAAAAUUUUAAUAUUAGUAAAUAGAAAAUAAAUGAAUAAUUAAGUAUAAAUCAGACCUUAAAAGCUGAAAAUUAAUUAUUGCAAGAAAAUUUAGAAGAUUUAACUAAAAAUUUAAUAAAUAAUAAAUCAUAAAUCUAUGAAUAAUUAGAUAAAAUUUAGGAGUGCAAUAAUAAAAUGGAAGAUUUAUCAAAAAGAAAUUAAAAACUAAUUGAUGAGAGUACAAAUUUAAAAGAAGAGAUUAUGCAAACAAAUUAAAUUAUGAAAAAUUUAGAUUAAUAAUUGGAUAAUCAAAAUAAAUCAUGUUCAAUGUUAUAAGAUAGUAUAGAUAAACUGAAAAUUAAAAAUUUAGAGUUAGAAUCUGAAUAUUAGAUAUUAUUUUAAGAUAAGUAAAAUUUAAAUGAAUAAUAUAAAUAAAUUCUAUUAGGAAUAUAACAAUAUAAUAAAUUAAUUCAAGAUUAGUUAAAUAAAUUUAAUAAUGUUUAAUAUAGAAAUUAAUAAGAGGAACAUCAAUUAAUAAAUCAAUAAAAUAAUGAAAAAAUUGAUUCAAUAAAUGAUGAUUUAAUUUUAAUAUAAAUUGAUUUCAAUUAAUAACAUCCUCUUUUAUAAAAUGGAAUAUAAAAAUUAAUAGAUAUCAUUAGAUUAUAAUAAGAUGAAAUCUAAAACCUUAAAAUUGAUUAAAAUCUCAAUAAUGAAUAAAAAUUAUUUGAAUAAAGAGAACAGGAAUCUUAAACAGGUGAAUAACCUAUUCAAAAUUUAGAAAAUUAUAAUCUAUUAGAUAUUUAUAAUUAAAUUAAUUAAUCAACAAAUGAGAUUAUAGUAGAAUAAAAUAAUGAUUAAUUAUUAGAAUUAUAAGGUGGAAAUUUAAUUGAAGAUACUUAAUUAGUAAAUUAAAAUGAGGAAUUAAUUAAAAAAAUAGAAAAAUUAAAUGAAUAGGGAAAAUUUUAAGAAUAAGAAAUUAAUUAAUUGAUUUUAGACAAUUAAGAUAAAUAUCAAAAAAUAGAAGAUCUUAAUGUGAUUUAAGAAUCUUAAAGAAAAAUUGAAAUAGAUUAAGAUAAUUUUAUUAAAAUAUAAAAACAAUAAAUUGAAUAAGAUAAAUAAAUAAUUUUAGAUUUAGAAAAUAUGUUGCUCAAAUUAAAAUAAGAAAUUCAAAUUAAAGAUGACAAGAUUAAAAGUUAAUAACAAAUAAUUGAAGAAAUGAAAUAAGAAUAAUAAGUUAUAAUUUCAAAAUUAAAUGAUGAAAUUUCUAAAAAUAAAAAUUAUUGCAUUGAAAUUUCAAAAUUAAAUUUACAAAAUUAAGAAUUAAAUACUAAUUUAAAUUAAUAAAUUUAAGAAUUGCAUAAUCAAUAAUAAAAAAUAUUAUCAUAAGAGUAGUUAUGUUAAGAAUAUAAAAAUAAAUUAUAAAUUAUAGAUUUAUUAGAGAAAAAGAAUUUUGAAUCAGAGUAAAAGAUCUUAGAACUAUUAAUAGAUGUAGAGAAUCUUUAGGAAUAAUUGUCAAAUGUAUUAUAAAAUAAAAAUACUUUGGAAUAAAAUAUAAAUGAAUUAAAAAAUCAUGAAAAUGAUUAAAAGUAAGAAUUAUUAGAAUUAAAAUCUUAAUUUUAAAUUUAUAAAGAAGAAACUUAAAUUUAAUUAAAUAAUUAUAAAGAGUAAAAUAUAUAAUUAUAAACAUUAAAUGAAAAUUUAGAAAUAUAAAUCUAAGAUUUAAAAUCAUAAACUAAUGUUAAAUAAAGUUAAAUUGAAAAGAUAAAUGAAAAAUAUAAUUUAAUAAAUAAAUAAUUCAUAUUAUAAUAGUAACAAUUAAUUUAGUUUGAAUAAACAAAUAAUGAAUAAAAUAAUCAAAUAUAAUAAAUUGAAUCUUUUAAUGGCUAAUUAAUAGAUAAGGAAAAAUAAUCAAAAUAAAAGUUUGAUACAUUAAUAGUAUAAUAUGAAUAGCUAUAAAUUCUACAUAAUUAGUUAAUACAAUAAGAGUAAUAAUUAUAAUAAGUUAAUAAUAAAUUAUAACAAGAAAUUAAUGUAUAAAUUAAUUAAAAUAAGGAUUAAUCUUAAUAGAAUCGUACAUUAGAAUAGGGAAUUAAAGAAUUAUAAUAAAUUAAUAAUCAAUUAAUAGAAUAAUAAAAUAUUAAUUUGAAAAUACAAGAAAAUUAAUUUAAAUAAUUAUAUUUCGAGGAAUAACAAAAAAAUUUAAAACUUGAUAUCAAAAUAAAUGAAGAUUCUCAACAUAUAUAACAACUUUAAAUAAUGAAUGAGUAGUUAGAAUAAAAAUUUAAUGAUUUAUCAUUAUAAAUAAAUGAAUUAAAAUAACAGAAUAUAGAUUUACAUCAAGUUAAUAAUGAAUUAGUUUAACAUAAAAAUAAUUAAGAAUAGAGUUUAUAAGUACUCAAAACAAUAAAUGAUAAUUAAUUAUAAGAAAUUAAAAAUCUAAUUAAUGCAUAAGAAUUAAAUUUAUAAAUUUUAUAUAAUCCAACCUAGCAAAUAAAUUAAUUACAAUAGAAAUUAUAAAAAUUGGAACUCAAUAUUUUAAGAUAUUUACCAAAAUUAAAAUAAAAAACCGGAGAAUUAUAAGAUUAAAUAACUUAGUUAGAAAUUGUGAACAAUCAAAAAAGCGAUAUUAUAAAUGAUUUAAAUAUAUAAUUAUAAAAAGAAUAAGAUAAAUAAAAUGAAAUAAAUAAUUAGAUAUUGCUAAAUUAGUAAGCCAUUUCUAAAUUAGAAUUGGAAAAAAAGUAGAAUAUAGCGAAUUUUGUAACAUAAGUUAACUUAAAUGAAUUAAUGUAGGCAGAAAUAGCAGUUUUAUAAUAAUAAAAAUAAGAAUAUGAAAUUAUAUCAAAAUAACUUGGAUAAGCUUAUUAAGAUUAAUAAUAAAAAUAGAACUCUGAAAUUUAAAAAUUAAUACAAGAUAAUUCAGUAUUACUAGAUUAAAAUGAAAGUUUAAAAGUGUAAUAUAUGAAAAACAAUGAAUAGAUAGAUAUAUUAAGAAUGGAAAUUGAAUAAUAAUCAAUAAUAACUAAUAGUAAAUUAGAAGAAUUACUUUCAAAAUAAAAAGAAGAACUAAAUAUCAUUGAAGUUACUAUUUCAGAAUAACAAACUAAUUUCUGUAAAAAUAUAUUAAACUAGGUAUUCGUGACUACUGAAAAGUUGAAUUAACAAUAAGAAAAAUAAAAUAUUCAUCUUAAUAUUAUAAAGGAUUAAUAUAGAAAAGAAAAAGAAGUCAAUAAAAAGUUAAAUAGUGAACUAAAUUAAAUUUAAAUGGAAAUGCAAUAACAUAUAGAUAGAUAUUUAGUUUAAUAGAAUUCUCAUUUUAAAGAAAACUAGAUUUUGAAAGAUCUUAUAAAGAUUGAGAAAGAAGCUAAAGAAGAAUUAAGCUCUUAAAUGAUCCAAAUUCAAUAAUAGAUUAUUGAACUUAAUUACACUAUUGAUUAAAAGAAUUAAGAAAUAGAUUCUCUUAAAAUAAUAAAUGAUAAAUUAAAUGAAUAAUCUACAAUUAAUAAAUAAACAUUAUCAAAUGAUUUAAAAAUGAUUCAAAAAUAAAAUUCUGAAUUCAAACAAUAAAUUUAAUAGUAAUAAGAUUAAAUUAAUAGUAUUAAUGAAACACUUAUACUUAAAGAUUUAGAAAUUAACGAUUUAAAAUAAAAAUUGACAUAUAAAGAGCAGGAUACUAAUUAAAAAGCUUAAGAAUAUAAACUUUAAAUUGGUGAAUUAUAAAAUAUAAAAGAAGAUGGACUUUAGAAACUGAGAUGUAAAGAGGAUGAAAUUAUAUAAUUAUAACAAUAUUUAGAGUAGUAAAAAGUAAAUUAAAAGAAUGAAUCUUUAGUUCUUUUAGGAAAUCUGGAAUAACUACAAUUAAAUUUGGAUAUGAAAGAAGAAGAAAUAACAAGAUUUAAAUCAAUUAAUGAUGAAUUAUAAGAAACUUAAAAAGAAUUAAAUAAUUAAAAAUAGAAAAUCUAAGAUGAAUUAAAAUAACAAGUAUAGAAUUAAAAUUUAAAAAUUUCAAAAUUAGAAGCAAUUAUAGAAGAAAAGGAUAUUGAAAUUUAAUAAAAAUAAAAUGAAUUUAAUGAUUUAAAAGAUUCUAUAAAUAUGUAUGAAGAAAGAUUUAAUACUGAUUAAUAAGUGAUAUCAAAAUAAUAGUUUGAAUUAGAAAAUUUACAAAAUUAAUUAGAAGAUUUAAAAAAAGAAGAAGAAUUCACAAAAUUAGAAUUUGAAUAAUAAUUAGAAAUCAAGAAAUUAGAAUAAAUACCAUAAAAUACUGAUAUAUAAGAAGAAGAAAUAAUUAGAUUAAAUAAUAUUAUUUAGGAGAAAGAUUAAUAUAUUGAUUAACUUUAGAAAAAUAUAAAUGAAUUUAUUAAUAAGAGUUAGAAUGAUGUUAAUUAAAUAGAUUAAUUUAAUGAUAUUGAAGAAAAUAAUUAGAAUUCAGUAGAUGAAUAGUAAUAACUAUUAGAUCUCUUAUAAUAAGGUUAAAGAUAGAUUAAUGAAUCAGAUUAAGAAUAAUUAAAAGAAGAAAGGGUUAUUUUAUAGAAAUUAAGAGAAGAAAAUGAUAUUUUAAGAAAAUAAUUAGGAGAUUAAGAAUAAGAAUUAAUUAUAAAUAAUUAAAGGAUUCUUGAUCAUGAACAAACAAUCUUGAAUUUACAAUUUUAAUUAUAAGCAAGUAAAGAUAAUAAUGAAUAAAAAAAAUAAAUCAAAAAGUAAGAUGAGCAAAUAAAUUAAAAUUCAGAAUAAUAAUAAUAAAUUGAAUAACAUCAAUAAUUAUAAAAAGAUAAUAAUAUAGAAACAUAAUUAAUAUCAAAAUUAAAGGAAGAAAAUGAGAUUCUAAAAAGAAAUUUAUAUGAUAUAUAAGAAGAAUUAAAAGUAAAUAAUUAGAAAUUAGAUGAUCAUGAAUAAACUAUUUAUAAUUUACAAAAUGAAUUAUAUGAAAAGAAAGAAAAAUUUGAAAAUUUAGAAAAUAAAUUAAUGGAUAAUCAAAUAUCAUUAGUGAGUAAUAGAUCAAAGUUAAGUUAAGAAUAAAUUCGUUUUGAAUAAUUACUUGAUAUUGGUGUUGAAGAUUAAGAUUAAGAUUUAAAUGAUAAUGAUUCAUUUGAAUAAAAAGAGAAUAUAUUUUAAUAACAUUAAUUUAAUUUAAAGCAAUAAGAAUUAAAUAAUAAAAUAAAUGAAUUGAAUGAAGAAAUAAAAUAAUUAAAAGAAUAAAAUAAGUAUUUUUAUAUAAAAUAUAUAUUAGAUCUCUUUAAGAUUUUAUUAAUAGAGGUAGUGCUCCUAGUCCUAUAUAAAAUAGAGAAUCUGAUCCUAAUAAAUCUUCAAAGAUAGUAUAAGAAAGAGAAAAACGUAUUUAAGAUUUAUAAAAUUAAUUGUAUGAUAAAGAUUAGACAUUCACUAAUAAUAAAUCGAAAAAUUAAGUUCUUUUUGAGUUUAAUUAAGAUGAAGAAAAUUAAAUGUAAGAUGAUUUAGCUGAAGAUAUCAAAUUAGAACAAUAAGCUAAAAAUGAUUUUGCAAAUGAUUAACAAGAGCAUAUAAAAUAUUUAGAGAUUCAAAACUAUGAACUUCUUAAUAAAAUUAGCACUUUGGAGAAUGAUAAAAAGUAAAUAUAAUAAAAUAUUAAUUUAAUAGAGAAAUUUACAUACUUAUUGAUUAAUUAUAAUAAGAGAAAUAAAAAAAAGAUUAAAUGAUUUCCCAUUUAUAAUCUACACUUACAGAACUAAAUAGGUAAUAUAUUAUUAAUCUAUUAUUAGCUAAAAUAAAGAAUUAUAAAUAUAGAUUUAAUAAUAAAAGAAGGUUUAAGAAUCUAUAUAAAAAUAUCCUUCUGAUUAAUAAAAAGGAUUGUAAUUAUAAUAAUAAUAAUAAUAAUAAUAAUAAUAAUAAUAAUAAUAAUAAUAAUAAUAAUAAUAAUAAUAAUAAUAAUAAUAAUAAAAGAGUGAUUAAACUUAAGAAUUAAUCACUUUAAAAAACUAAUAUGAAUAAUUAAAAGGAUUAAGCCAAUAAUUCUUCUCAGCUAUUUUAAAUAAGUAUAAUUUAUAAUUAUAUCAAUUUUAGAACUCCAGAGAUUGCUGAAUCAAUUUUAGGUGUCAUUUUGAGUAUGAUUGAAAUGACAGAUAAAUAAACUAUUUGUUAAGAAUUGUUUGCUAAGUCAGAUGAAAAGAAAGAUAAAAAAAGUAAAAGUAAAAGUAAAGGAAUAAAAGGAUGGCUUGAUAAAUUUUGA
Messenger RNA from Paramecium pentaurelia, 8778 nucleotides. The record is from the annotation of a GenBank genome assembly. Lineage: Eukaryota; Ciliophora; Oligohymenophorea; Peniculida; Parameciidae.